AUGCGCUGUGAGCAUGCUGUCAGGGGAAGGCGCACGGAACCGCCUCUUUCUGCUAAGGAAGAGAGUAAGUUCUCUGAGGCAGAUAACCUGCUCAAGCUAUCGCUCAUUAGCGUUAUAGAUGAGGGUAUGGUACCACUGUACAUGGACAUGCCUACGGGCAAGGACAUGUGGGAUGCACUGCAGGCCAAGUUCGGAGUUCCUGACGCUGGCAGUGAGCUGUACCUCAUGGAGCAGUUCUAUGACUACAAGAUGGUCGAUGACCGUUCAGUGGUAGAACAAGCUCAUGAGAUACAGAUGCUAGCCAAGGAGCUUGAGAACAACAAGUGUGUGCUUCCCGACAAGUUUGUGGCCGGCGAUAUUAUCGCUAAGUUGCCACCUACUUGGAGGGACUUUGUCACCUCUCUUAAGCACAGGAGGCAAGAGUUUAUUGUGACUGAUCUAGUUGCUUCUCUCCGUGUUGAGGAGAAUGCGAGGGCAAAGGACACACGUGAUAAGAAAGUGCAGACCAAGGGAGGCACUAGCGCCAAUUUGGUGCAGAGGAGGGACCCUCAGGCCUUCUGCAACAAGAAACACAAAAAGAACAAGAAUCCCAACGUGAGGCCACAACCUCAAGCUUUCAAGAAGAAGGAAGGACGAGGUGCCUCCCUGCUGACGGGAAACGGGACGCAUGCGGCUGUUCAUGGUGUUGGUACGGUCAAUCUGAAGUUUACUUCGGAAAAGACCGUGCAGCUGAAGAACGUGCAGCAUGUCCCUUCCAUAAAGAAGAAUCUCGUCAGAUGUAAGUGGGUGUUCAAGAAAAAGCUUAGGCCUGAUGGUACAAUUGAAAAGUACAAGGCUAGGCUUGUGGCCAAGGAUUACACCCAAAAGGAAGGCGAGGAUUUCUUUGACACCUACUCACCUGUGGCCCGAUUGACUACAAUUCGAGUACUACUUGCCUUGGAAGCCUCUCAUGGUCUUCUCGUUCAUCAGAUGGACGUGAAGACUGGUUUCCUAAAUGGAGAGUUAGAAGAGGAGAUCUACAUGGAUUAG
This is a messenger RNA of Sorghum bicolor (sorghum), 1029 nucleotides long. RefSeq lists its product as uncharacterized. The transcript has 3 exons. The coding region runs from base 1 to 1029 and encodes 342 amino acids. Lineage: Eukaryota; Viridiplantae; Streptophyta; Magnoliopsida; Poales; Poaceae. The record is from RefSeq and is a predicted model, not a curated record.